This is a messenger RNA of Papilio xuthus (Asian swallowtail), 1196 nucleotides long. Its product is annotated as retinol dehydrogenase 14-like. The transcript has a single exon. Lineage: Eukaryota; Metazoa; Arthropoda; Insecta; Lepidoptera; Papilionidae. The coding region runs from base 130 to 1053 and encodes 307 amino acids. The record is from RefSeq and is a predicted model, not a curated record.
GCAAUAACUAGAUAAUGAAAUCAGUCUCACUGCGAUAUGAUUCUUAUUAAGUCGUCAAUUUACAUAUCGAGUGAAAUAUACUCGUAAAUUUCAUACUAUGAAAAUAUAAUAUUCUCGUUACACUUAAAAAUGUGGUUACUAUGGUUAUUAUUAACAUUGGUUAUAAUAAAAAUAUUCAACAAACUGACAACCGGCAAAUGUUCCAGUGGGAAUAUAAUGACAGGCAAAGUGGUGAUAGUGACUGGCGCUAGUAGGGGACUGGGUUACGAGACAGCAUUGGAUUUAGCUAGAAGAGGUGCUAAAGUUAUUGUCGCAUGUCGAGAUGAUACCAGGGGUAAGCAAGCAGUGGAAACAAUUAUAAAUAAAACAAAAAAUAAAUUCGUAAGAUAUAUAAAAUUAGAUUUAUCAUCUUUGAAAUCUGUUAGGGAAUUUGUUAAUGAAUUUACAAGUAAAGAGGCUAAAUUGGACGUAUUGAUAAACAACGCCGGAGCAAUAUGUACUAAAACUGAAGAUGGAAUAAUGAGGGAUAUGCAAGUCAAUCAUUUCGGUCCUUUCCUUUUAACAAUUUUAUUAACACCGAUAUUAAAAAAAUCGUCUCCUAGUCGUGUCGUUAUCGUAUCGUCGGCGUUGCACAAACUUGGAUAUGUGCCAGAAAACUGGAGUAACACAGGGAGCUAUUUCCAAGCGUAUGCUAACAGUAAGCUAUGCAAUAUACUAUUCAGUAAUGAGCUAGCAAGAAGAUUGGAGGGUUCCGGUGUGGUGGUGAACAGUCUAAAUCCUGGUCAAGUGAACACCUCGUUAUAUAGAAGUUCUACACUCUUGGAGAAGAUGAGGAGCCUCGUGCUGUACACAUUCUUCAAGAGUCCAGAAGAAGGAGCUCAGACCUCUAUUUACUUGGCAGUUGCAGAUGAAUGUGACGAUGUAAGUGGACGUUAUUACGAAGACUGCAAAGAAAGUUGCAUGUCACAUAAAGCCAAGGAUAAAGAUUUGGCGGCCAAAUUGUGGUCGAUGUCGGAAAAAUUUGUCAAAUUAUCACCCGAAGAGGUUAUUUAACUGUGAGUUUCCACUGCCGAAACGAUUUUAUUACGUGUGAAAAUCCACGCUUAAUUUGUUAUAAAAUAAUUAUAUUAGUGGUUUUCAUUUAUGUAUCGGUAAUACAAGACAUGUUAUAAAUAUAUUCUAAUACAAAAUAUUAC